Molecule: messenger RNA, 4349 nt
Organism: Geodia barretti
Lineage: Eukaryota; Metazoa; Porifera; Demospongiae; Tetractinellida; Geodiidae
Source: the annotation of a GenBank genome assembly
GACCUUUGACCUCUCGAAACGGACACACGACUCCGGUGUUGGGUGAGUAUGAAGCGUUCUCGGAGCGACUUGAGAGCGAAACUCGAAUACUAUGACCGUCUUUUAUCGAAGACCAUUCUCAAGUACCAGAACCCUGUGACUGGGCUCCUGCCUGCCUUCCUGUUCGAAGACGGGACAGCCGGUUGGGCGGAGAACCACGCCUGGGUAAGGGACAACGUGUACUCGGUGCUGGCAGUGUGGGGACUGGCCACAGUGUAUCGGAGGGGAGCAGAGGGCGAGGAGAACAGGGAGAAGGCGUAUAAUCUUGAGCAGACGGUGGUGAAACUGAUGAGGAGUCUGCUGAUGGCGAUGAUGAGACAGGCAGGCAAAGUGGAACUGUUCAAAAAGAGUCGCAGUCGAACCGAUGCACUUCACGCCAAGUACAGCAUCAGUACCUGUGCAACCGUUGUUGGUGACUAUAACUGGGGUCAUUUACAAGUGGACGCUACAUCUCUCUACCUGCUGACAUUGGCUCAGAUGAUAGCAGGAGGUCUGCAGAUUAUCUUCACCCUGGACGAGGUGGCUUUCGUUCAGAAUCUUGUGUUCUACGUGGAGCGAGCCUAUCACAUCUCGGACUAUGGAAUAUGGGAGAGAGGCGACAAGACAAACCACGGAGAAACAGAGCUGAAUGCUACCUCCAUUGGGAUGGCAAAGGCGGCUCUGGAAGCCAUCAAUGAACUGGACCUGUUUGGGUCACGUGGAGGACCGUCUUCCAUCAUCCAUGUCAUGGGAGACGAGAUUGCACAGUGCAACACGAAGCUGGUUUCCCUACUGCCUCGAGAGUCUAGUUCCAAGGAGGUGGACGCAGGUCUCCUCACCAUAAUCAGCUACCCUGCCUUUGCAGCCAGCACCACUGAGCUGUGUGAUGCCACACGCACCGAGGUCAUCUCUAAACUAGAGGGGAGGUAUGGCUGCAAGAGAUUCCUGAGGGACGGAUACCAAACUGUAAAAGAGGACCCUCAUAGACUACAUUAUGAACCCUCAGAGCUGAAGGUCUUCGAGAACAUAGAGUGCGAGUGGCCUCUGUUCUUUGAACUGCUGCUGCUCGACGCUCUAAUCCGCGGGGACGCCCCUGCAAUCAAGAGCUAUCGGGAGAAACUGGAGUCAGUUGUAAUCAGAGAUGGGAGUGAGGGUCUGGUGACUGUCCCUGAGCUCUACCAGGUCCCUGAAGACAAGGUGUCGUGGGAGUACCAGAAGCCACACAGUCAGGACAGAGUCCCUGGACACAAGAAGCAGCACAUGUGGUCUCAGAGUCUCUACAUUCUCUGUGGUCUGCUGGAGGAGGGGCUGCUCAAUAUUGGAGAGAUCGACCCUCUCAAUCGCAGACUUUCCAUGGCUGCCCAGCCAGACCCUCUCGUCCAGAUCGUGCUGCUAUCGGAGGACAGGAAGAUGAGUGUGGCUCUAAAGAAGAGAGGGAUUACUGCAGAGACGGUGCACAGGGCUGAACAGGAUCCCACCUUCCCAAUCAAGAUUCUCCCAGCCCACUACCUGCCCAGACUCUACCAGCAACUGGGUAUUAGCAGUAAGAUGGGUCUCAGUGGGCGCCCCAUGCAAUCAGUCGGAGUGAUUGGAACCAGUCAGCUGUACCACAUCCAUGAGGCAGUGGUGGCCUUCACUCCUCAGUUCCUGGACCACGAGGCCUUCUACAUCUGUCUGGAUAACAGACUGCUGGUGGAUCUCAUUCGCACCGACCUCGCAUACCUCAAGGCCAACUGGAAACUGAUGGGAAGACCUACCAUGGUUCUUCCUCUUACUCGGACAAUGAUGGGGGAGGAGGGUACGUGGGACAAGUCUCCAGUGUUCCGUCUGACGCAGGCACUGGUUGCAGGGUACAUCGCUGGAGUGAGGGUGCAGGUUGGAGUGAUGGCUGACUAUCUGGACACUGCUUCAGUCAAGCAACUUCACUUCAUCGACCCUGUCAAGGCUGCUAGUCUGCUGGAUAUUCCGCAGAUCGAUACAAAGAUCACUCGCUCCAGCAUGUUGGGUCGUGUUGGACGCCGCAGCUUUGUCAAGGUGGACCGCAACUCUGAAGCAAUUAUGGACACCAUUAAGAAGUCCAGAAUGACUCCGCCCACCAAACACAAGUUGUUUCUGCCGCAGCUAUCAGUCACGCCCUCUCCCCUCCCACUCCGUGUUUCCUCCUCCACCUCCCUCAGUCCCCUCACACCCCAGCCUCUGGAGGAACUCCUCGCCUCCGCAUACACUGCCAAGAGACGCUCGUUCCAGAGCGAUCGCCUGCUGGUGGGGCAGGUACCAUCCUUUGUGCCGGGGACCCCGCGACAUGCCAGUCUUGAUGUUGGGAAUAUCGAAGACCUCAUCCAGAGACUGCAGCAGGAAGAGAACAUAUACGUCCAGGCAGACAUUCUCAAUCACCUUCACAACACCUGGUGGGCAAUGUUUUUAGCUGUGUGAAAGACAUUGCCAUGAACACUGCUUGUUUUAGUCUCUCCCAAAAUUUUUCCUCUUUAAAACAACCCUUGCUGUUUCAAAAACAUAUGCUCUAAAGUGUUCUUAGCGAGCAACAACGCAAGUGGAAAGAAACACAACUCUCCUCUCUCCCUGUCUUCCAGUGGGCGGAGUUUCCAGCUGGAGGUGCGAGGACAGACGUGUACACUCUCCAGUCUCCUUGAGGAGCUCUACCAGAAAUCUGGGACCCUCCAUCUCUGGUCUCUAGUGAGACACAUUGCCGGCAUCCUGGAGAAGACAGUGGAGGACCUGGGAACAGCUGCGACUGAUCUUCUAGUACGGCAGAAAAACUUUUCCGUCGGUCUGCCAAACAACGAGAUUGACAUCACACAACCCCUCCCAUCGUCGGAGCUGGUGGCUAAGAUCAGGAGUGUGUGUGGUGGGGAUCACAGUGCAGCUGCUUUCACCCAGGAGACCAUCAUAUACCUUGCCAUGUUUAUCAGGGCAGAACCAGAGCUCUUCAAGGAGAUGCUGCGUCUGAGGGUGGGACUCAUUCAGAACGUGAUGGUGCUGGAGCUUAGUAGAGCCAUGAACUGCACACUGGAGCAGGGACUGGAGCAGUUGUUGGACCUCAACCCGUACGAUGUGAAGCGACUGCUGCACCUCAUCUUCUCCCGCAAGGAGUUUGCCAUCUCUGAGAUGGAGAGAGACACAAUGUUUGUCGAUGGACAGAUCCUCACGAUGCCUGACAAGCAGAUCUCCAUCAAACUCCCAGACAAGAAGCAGGUGAGGGGGAAGCUCAGGAACGACGUCGAGGUGUUGGGGAAGGCCAGCGAGGAGCUGCGGAGUGAGGAGCUGCGGAGUGAGGGAGACGAGAAGGCCGGCCACUGGAUCAGGAGACGCAGGCUGGACGGGGCUCUAAAUAGAGUUCCUCCCGACUUCUACCCUAAAGUGUGGCAUAUCCUGGAGAGAUGCACUGGUAUCUCAAUUGGUAUGAAGAGUCUUCCUCAGAACCCUACCAUCCACGAGAUGACACCCGGGGAACUAAAGUUUGCCCUCCUAUUGGAGAGCCAUCUCAACAGUCUGCCUGCCCCAGAGUACCGCCAGCUGGUCGUCGAGUGUCUCAUGGUUGUUUCCUUGGUAACGACCUCUUCCACCCAGCCGGCAUUCGGGGGGACUCUGGUCGUUGAGCACAUUAUUCACCACGCCCACCACCUUUUCCUCCAGGAUCAGCGGGGCCACACGGGGCCUGCAAUGGACUGCUGUUGUGGUCACGUCGGCAGCUGUGGAGGUGCGACUGGCAUCUGUGUACAUUUCUACGACAGUGCCCCCAGUGGUCGCUAUGGCACCAUGAGCUACAUGGCCCUGGCAGUGGCAGACCGGCUCCGAGAGGUUCACAGACCUGAUGACCAGUGCAAGAUGAACUGACAACCACUCUUCCUCUCACUUCCUGUUUCUACUAUUAUCUGCUCAGCUUCUUUUUUGUCGUUUUUAGAUGCAAAUUAAAGAUUGGAAGAUUAAUCCUGUUACGUCAUAAAUACACCACAUACAAAACGUACAUUACACAAUAUGCUCACUGCAUAAAUAAAACCUAAACUACUUUUAAAAUCUCUAUUGUUUUUUGAGGUGUGAGAAAGAGGUCAGAGUUUGCUGAAGUGCCUCCCUCAUGGUGACGGGUGGGGAAUACCCUAAUUCUCUCUGAGCUCUCUUGCAGCUGUAGUAAUGGUGUGUCCCAGCGAGUGCCACCCUCAUGGGGGUGAAGGUGGGCUUCAGAGUGAGGAGUGGGGAGAGGAGGAGGGCGAGGAGCUGGAGUACCCAGGCCACGCAGUAGAGGAGCCAGAAGGGGAGGUGGGUGGAUGGUGCGGGGUACCCCAACCCUGUCAGAAUCUGAGAGAGGAACUCCC